Messenger RNA from Ostreobium quekettii, 477 nucleotides. The record is from the annotation of a GenBank genome assembly. NCBI's taxonomy places the organism in Eukaryota, Viridiplantae, Chlorophyta, Ulvophyceae, Bryopsidales, Ostreobiaceae.
AUGGGGCGCCCCUUCAUGCAGUACCUCGACUGCCCGCGUGUCUACAGCUGCGCGAACUGCCGCGCCCACGCCGCUGACCACGACGACAUCAUAUCAAAGGCAUUUCAAGGACGCCACGGCAGGGCCUACCUCUUCAACAAAGUGCUGAACGUGACCCUAGGCCCGAAAGAGGAGAGGCUGCUGAUCACCGGCCUGCACACCGUGGCGGACAUUUACUGCACGUGCUGCAACGCCGUGCUGGGCUGGAAAUACGAACAGGCGUUCGACGAGUCUCAGAAGUACAAGGAGGGCAAAUUCAUCGUCGAGAAAGCCAAAGUCAUGAAGGUGGGGACAACAGCCCAGUGUCGGUUUGCCGAUGUUGGUUGGCAGCUCCCGUCCACUGACUCCUGCAGCAUAACAUUGCCGUUGCGCUUGUCGGUCAGAUGGUUUGAUGAGCACCCAACAAAAGAUGGGUUGCAAGCACAAAUUAAGACUUAG